AUGGCAGCCGAGCGAAGCUGCAGCAGCGGCCGGGCGAGGAGAAGCGCGGUUGUGCUCGAGAGGAAGAUGACCUAUGGCGGCGAGGAGCGACCGGCUAGCGGAGGCCAGCAAGAGUUGUCAAUACACAUGGGAUUUGAGUCAGCUAGCUCUUCUAACGAUGGUCGUGAUGAAGUGACUUUGUUCAGCGAGUCGAUCCUUGUGCUGAAAUCGCUGAAACCGAACCGAACUGAACAGCAAAAUGCAGUGCGCAACAUUGCAUUGGUGGUCGGUGGUGGCGGCACAUUCAACAUUAGAAAACCUAGGGUUUCUGGAGACCUUGGGCAGCUAGAUGACGAGGACGAGUAUGAGGAGUCAGGUGGGGGUAACCGCCUUCUGGGAUUAAUGUUCAGGAAUGUUGAUGACUCUGGUGAUCUCGAUGUUGAUUAUCUUGAUGAGGAUACCAAAGAACAUCUUGGUGCAUUGGUUGACAAGCUUGGUCCAUCACUGGCUGAUAUUUGGGAAUGUCCAGCUAAUAGUAGUAACAAAUACAACAAGAUGGUAGAAAAAGAUCGUAUCUUUGAUUUUCUACAUGGUCUUAACCCUGAUUUGGAUGAAGGUAGGAGAAAGGUUUUGGGCACAAAGCCCUUACCAUCCCUUAGAGAAGUGUUUGCAAAAGAUAUGGACCCCAAUGAAAUAGAAAACCAACGCCAAAGGGUUAUUACGGGCUGGUGGACUGCGGUGCUUCAGGGACGCGUCAUGCAACCUGUUGAUGUUCUGGGAACUUUUCUUCACAUAGUUGUUCCUGUCAUACAACAAGUCCCGCCAGGCCCAGUACUCUCGUAUAUAGUAGAAUUCCAGUUGGGCUACUUGGUGUCCAUACUAACCCCAGAGAUGCAGGGAUUGGCUCAUCAACUUUUGGAGCAAGCUAUUUACCCUGACACCGAGACAUUUGUUGACCAUUUGCGCGAGGCAAAACAAAACCAAGGAAUUGGAGACGUGUCGGUAGACGUGGAUGAUCUUGUAGAUUUUUCUGAGGAGAGGGAACUCACGCCUCCCACUGCAUCAGAUGGGAGGCGUGAGUUCCCUCUCCUUAGGAAAAUCUACAAGAUCAUCCACGUCUACCGGCACGUCUCCAAUUCCUUGGUUUUCUUCUGCCUUGCGCAAAUGGUCAACAAAUGUCUCGGUGUCAGGGCAGAUGUUCUUCCCAUCCCUUUGAGAAGUCAAUUACACACGCUCUCAGCAUGUCUUCCAAUGUUUGGAUGGUUCGUUCCGACUGGCCAUCUGUUUGUGGAUGGUAUGCAGUACUCAUCUGCAAGCGUGUUCCCAGACGCUCUUGCAAGCUUCUCCAAAACCGAGAGGAUGAAUCGUAUAGUUGGCUCUAUGAGCUUCGUGAAUUAGCUCCCUGAUGAAGCAAUUGCAUUAGCUGCUGCAUCACAUAUAGAGAGGGAACUGCAGAUAACACCAUGGAACUUGAGUAGCAAUUUUGUUGCUUGUACAAGUCAGGACAGAGAAAAUAUUGAGCGUUUGGAAAUUACUGGUGUUGGUGAUCCAUCUGGAAGGGGCCUGGGUUUCAGCUAUGUCCGCACUGCUCCAAAGGCACCAAUAUCAAAUGCACUGACAAAGAAAAAAACAGCUGUUAGUCGGGGAAGUUCAACUGUGACGGGAACAGAUGCUGAUCUUCAUAGAUUGAGCAUGGAAGCUGCACGAGAGGUUCUCCUCAAGUUCAAUGUACCAGAGGAACAAAUUGCAAAACAAACUAGGUGGCAUCGAAUUGCUAUGAUUCGGAAGCUUUCAAGUGAGCAAGCUGAAUCUGGCAUCAAGGUUGACCCAACAACAAUAAGCAAGUAUGCACGUGGACAGCGUAUGUCCUUUCUCCAGCUUCAGCAACAAAUGAGAGAAAAAUGUCAGGAAAUAUGGGAUCAGCAAGUUCAAAGUCUUUCUGCUGUUGAUGGUGAUGAAUAUGAGAGUGAGUCUGAAGCAAAUAGUGACCUGGAUUCUUUUGCUGGGGACGUAGAAAAUUUGCUGGAUGCAGAAGAAUGUGAAGAAGGGGAGGGUAACUAUGAAUCCAAGCAUGAAAAAUUAGAUGGCAUGAAAGGGCUUAAAAUGAGAAGGCGCCCAUUGCAAGCUCAGGCGGAAGAAGAAAUUGAAGAUGAGGCUGCUGAAGCAGCAGAACUAUGCAGGAUGCUUAUGGACGAUGAUGAAGCUGAGCGAAAAAAGAAGAAAAAGCCAAGAGCUGCAGGGGAGGGAUUGGGACUUGUGGAUUCACACUUGAGUCUCAGUUACAAUAAUGCAGAAGGGGUCAAGAAAACUAGUACAGUGGCUAAGAAAAUGGCGAGGACUGGCCAACCUGAUGAAUCUUAUACAUCAAAAGAAAAUAUAAUUUGGAAUCCAAAGAAGGAGGAAAAGCUUCUUGCUAAGAAGAACUUGUCUGGAAAGGCAAAAGUUAUGAAAAAGAAUGACCUAGAAAGCAUGGGCUUACUUAACAAGAAAGUUAAAAUAUUGGGGGAUGGAAUUAAGGAAAAGAAAUCCGCUAGAGAAAAGUUUGUCUGUGGAGCUUGUGGACAGCUUGGGCACAUGAGGACCAACAAGAAUUGCCCAAAGUAUGGAGAAGAUUUAGAUACACAAGUUGAAGGUACAGAACCAGAUAAGGCAUCCACAAGGGCUAAUUCCUCGGAUUGCCUGGGUCAAACUCAGCAGAAAACUGUGACAAAGAAGCCUGUACCAAAAGGUGCAACUAAAAUGGCUCUCCUUGAAGUUCCUGAGGAGGAUAAAUCUAGUUCGAAGACAAAAGUUCUGAAGGUCAAAUGUGGCACCACUGACAAAGUUCCUGAUAGACUUACUCCUUCAGCCUCACAAAGUUCUGAAAGACCGGUGACAUCAGAUGUAGAAGUUGGGAAUAAACCAGCCGUUAAGGUUAACAAGAUAAUAUUCUCAAACAAGAUGAAAUCCGAUGAUGCCCCUGUUGAAUCUCACAAACCCUCUAUUGUGAUAAAGCCUCCAGUAGAGACGGAAAAAGACUUGCCCCGGAAGAAGAUUAUUAUUAAACGCCCAAAGGAUACUAUUAAUGUUGACCAGGAUAGCAGGGAUGGCGAAGCUGGUCUUGAGUACAGGAAGAUGAAGAAAAUUAUUGAAUUGUCCCUUCUUGCGGAGCAUCAAAGCAAACGCUUACCCGAAGAGAGCUCCAAAAAAAGUAGAGAGGAUAAAAGAUGGUGGGAAGAGGAAGAGAAACAUAGAAAUGCAGAGAGUGAAAGAGAAGAGAGGUCCAGGAGAUUGUAUGAACAAAGUAGGAUACUGGAAGAGCAAGAGAGGUUAGCUGAGCUCAGGAGAUAUGAAGAAGCCCUAAGAAGAGAGAGGGAGGAAGAAGAACAACAGAGGGCAAAGAAGAAAAAGAAAAAGAAAAGACCUGAAAUAAGAGAUGAAUCAGAUGAUUAUACAGAUGACUUUCGUCCCAGAAGAACUGAUAGGAGGCUACCAGAAAGAGAACGAACAGCAAAGAGGCAGCCAAUAGUUGAAUUGGGAAGGUAUGGUGCAGAGUAUGCUCCACCAAAAAAAUGCCGUAGGGUGGGAGAGGUUGGUUUGGCAAACAUCUUAGAGGGCAUCCUGGAAACCCUGAAGGAGAAGUAUGACAUAUCCUACCUCUUCUUAAAACCGGUGUCCAAGAGCGGCCCGGACUACUUGGACGUCAUAAGGCGCCCCAUGGAUCUGUCGACAAUCAGGGAGAAGGUGAGGAAGUUCGAGUACAAGAGCCGAGAGGAAUUCAGGCACGAUGUUUGGCAGAUCACCUUCAAUGCUCAUAUAUACAAUGACAAGCGAAACCCAGGUAUUCCCCCCCUUGCAGAUCAGCUCCUGGAAAUCUGUGACUUUUUGUUAGAUGAGAAUGCUGCAGCGUUGAUGGAAGCUGAAGCUGGAAUUGAGUAGAAGGGGGGCAGUUCACUGGAAAGAAAGAAUAGAAUGUUGUCAAUUACAUCCUUCCUUUCCCCCACCCCCCAUUUGUUUCUUCAUCUUCUCUUCUCGUUUCUCUCUCUUCUCCUGUUGUUUGUAUGUAAUAUUCCUCCUUUUGCGAUGGUUGCAUCGACAUUUCUUCUGUAUCUUACAUUUCUUCCUGCCUAUAUACAAUUAAUCACAGAAAUAAUCAAAUGAGCUCCCAAGGAUCCAGCCCCCUAUACGAGCUACGCCACUGGGCUUUCGAUGGGCCUAAUGUUAUUAUUCUUUUUUUUUUUUUUUUUUUUACAUUUACAAAUAUAUGAAUU
Messenger RNA from Diospyros lotus (date-plum), 4229 nucleotides. Its product is annotated as transcription initiation factor TFIID subunit 1-like. Gene Ontology annotation, molecular function: histone acetyltransferase activity; RNA polymerase II general transcription initiation factor binding; TBP-class protein binding. NCBI's taxonomy places the organism in Eukaryota, Viridiplantae, Streptophyta, Magnoliopsida, Ericales, Ebenaceae. Gene Ontology annotation, biological process: RNA polymerase II preinitiation complex assembly; transcription by RNA polymerase II. The record is from RefSeq and is a predicted model, not a curated record. Gene Ontology annotation, cellular component: transcription factor TFIID complex.